Sitophilus oryzae (rice weevil) is the source of this 669-nucleotide messenger RNA. RefSeq lists its product as uncharacterized. NCBI's taxonomy places the organism in Eukaryota, Metazoa, Arthropoda, Insecta, Coleoptera, Curculionidae. The coding region runs from base 239 to 577 and encodes 112 amino acids. The record is from RefSeq and is a predicted model, not a curated record. The transcript has 3 exons.
UCGACCAUUAAAAAAUUCAGACUGCAAUCUCGAACGGAGUGAAAACUAUAUUGGAUAUGGUGGUACCAUAAGAGAUAUAAAAGCAUAAUGUGUGGUGAAAAUACAGUACGCAUCUUUAUUGCUCGAUGACCACAUGUUACCUCUUCUAUUGGAGUAGGUACUAUGUACCGUUUGAAAACAGUUUAUUGGAUACAAUUUUUUGUUAAAGGCAGUUUUAUUGACAACCAGCCCUACAAACAUGUGUAAAAGUUGUAACCAAAUAUACAGGGCGGUCCGAACUGUAUUCCGGAAACUUCGGCAGCACAUUCUACAGAUAAAAAAAAUUACAGCAUCCAGAUCCAACACUGAUUCACAACAAUACACCAAAAUACUUGCUGAUCGUUUCGCUAACCAUAUUGUUGAUGCUAAUAUGGAAAAACAGAUAGGGCACAGCCAUAUCAAGGACUCCAUCCAAGAAUCUAGUUCUAAAAACAGAAAGGAACUACAUGUUCUAUUUGGGAAAGCAAGAUUUUGUACAUCAACCGAUGGAUGUAUACAGUUCCAGGGCAGCUUAGCUGAGGAUAUUAUAUUUGCAUAGACACGUUUUAAGAGAGAAAAUUAUAUAUUAAUUAUAAUGUAUUAUAAUAAUUGUUAGAAGAAAUGAGAUGUAAUAUACUGUUUAGAGCUUUA